CAGAGAGAUCGAGGUGGUACGAUGCACGCAAACAUAGUGUCAUUCAUAAGGAACUGUGCUACAUCGGGCAGGCCGUUCAGUGCGUGAUUUUUACACAAAAGAAGAUAGGGCGAGAGGUACCCACUGAUGAGAGACGUUACUCAACAUUUGAGGGAAAUCCCCAGUGUGCCUACGCGUGUGCACUACUGCCAGAGAUCUGUUGGGGGACCCGCGGCGACGAGAUGGGCUGUAACCUGUGCACGUUGCAGAAGAGAGAGGAGCACUACAAGCUGCUGUACGAGAUCGCACAGGUGAAUGGUCGUGAGUUCUCGAAGUCUGGUCAUGAUGGGACGGUAGAGGCCCUGCGGAAGGAGCCGAUCGUGGUGCAGGUUUUGAAACGUGGCCCAUCGUCUGUUACCCAGAGCCUGCAGGAGGUUUGUGUGGUGGACGUUUGCACUCAGACCGACAUCACCUUUGAGCACAUCAUGGCUCUGGCCAAAAUGAGACCCUCGACUCCACCGGUGCCAGACAUCUGUCCAUUCCUGCUGUCCGACAGCUGUCAUUCCAUUCAGACUAUGGAGCAUGAAUAUUUCGAUUGUCCAGAAUAUGUGGCCAGCACUCAGGCAGAUGUGGACAGAGCAGUUGAGUUUGAGUGUGAGGAGGUUGAGCUCUGUCGAAUGAACAGCCAAGAAAAGCUGGGUUUGACUUUGUGUUACCGCACUGAUGACGAGGAAGAUACAGCAAUCUUUGUUGGUCAGGUCGAACUCAACAGCAUCGCUGCGAGGGACGGACGCAUCAGAGAGGGAGACCGGAUUUUACAGAUAAACGGUCGUGAUGUGCAGAACAGGGAGGAAGCGGUUGCACUCCUUUCAAAUGAAAAUUCAAGAUCCAUAGUGUUACUUGUCACCAGACCUGAAGGACAGAUGGAUGGAAACUGGCUUGACGAGGACCAUCAUGAUUUCCUCGAGGAGCUGAAGAUGGAGAUUUUAGAGGAACAGAAAAAAGAGGGAAUCCUUCAAACAGCAGGUUGCAUGAAGCUUUCUACAAGGCAUGAGGAUGCAAGUACAGAUACAGCAACAUGCUCCUCCUCCAUUCUUGAGAAAGACAGUGGUAUUAAAUGUAGCUUUGAGGACAGUUCUGAACAUGAAUUUCUGUCCUAUCCCCGGACUCAAAAACAACUUCGGGACAGGUGGGAAGCAAGCUCGCAAUUAGUUCCUAUUGACACCAGGCAGGAGAAGAAGGGUCAGGAGAGCAGGUUGAGUGAAAAUGGGGUGGAAUGUGACCAUUUUCAGCAACUUCUAGAGCUCAAGUGCCAGAUCCGUAAUGGUGGAGAAUGCGGGUUAGUCUAUAGGCGAAGCAGCACUAUCGAGUGUAGCCUGACAGAGCAAGGUGGAAGUGGAGUAGCAAGGGAGUUGCACAUGCUGAACGAAGAGCUGCGCAGCAUUGAACGUGAGUGUCAGAGCAUCAUGCAAGCUCAUCAGCUGCGCAGGAGCAAGCAUGACUCACCUCGAAUGGAUAAGGAAAAUCGUCUGCGACGUGGCAAGCUUGCAGAUAUUAAUGAGCAUCCUGAAAGACUACAAAGUGAGAAGCUCAGAGAUAAAGACAGCUCUAGUGCCUACAAUACAGCUGAAAGUUCCCGCUCAACUCCCCUGGGAACAGAAGGAUCACCCGACCACUCGUUACAACGUCGAAUUCACCUGACCAACCAGAGGAACCUUCGAAGUAUGCAGAGUCCCUACAGUAGCCCCAUCUUGUCCUUACCUAGCCAAAGUAGCUCUACUUGCAGCCGUGCCCAUACCUACACCAGCACCACACCUCCCUUACAGACCCCCAUCACUAGUCCUGGAUCUCAAGGACCCAGUCAGGCCUUUUCCAGCAGUUUGGAGCAAAGUCCCAGCAACCCUUCGGAGUCAGACCCAGCACUUCCUGCUGAUGACGAGCGCUGUGAGAAAGAAAGAAACAGGAAUAGGUUAGCAGCCGCUCGACAAUAUCAUUCGCCCUACCACACCAGCACUACAACAACCCAGCCUCCCAGCACACGCCACUACCAGAGUUAUCUUCAGCUCCUACAACAACAUUCCUCUUCUUCUCUGGAAUACUCCCAGAGUCAGCUUAGCCUGCUCAGCCUCCGCGGACGGCCUGGACCUACGCAAGCUGGCAGACUUGAAUGGAAGGUCAAAGUCCGGGCAGACGGAACCAGGUAUGUAGCACGUCGUCCAGCGCGGGAUCGUAUCCUACGUGAACGAGCCUUACGAAUCAGGGAGGAACGUAGUGGCGGGAUGACUACGGAUGAUGAUGCAGUCAGUGAGCUGAAGAUGGGGCGAUACUGGAGCAAAGAAGAACGCAAGCAGCAGCUAGCAAGGGCAAGGGAACAGCGACGCAGGAGGGAGUUCAUGCAGAAGAGCCGACUUGAGUGCCUCAGGGAAACUAUGGGGACGGCAAGCGGGGAGGUCAGCAUCCUGGAGCUCAGCCAUAAGAAGAUGCUGAAGAAACGAAACAAGAAGAUCCUUGACAACUGGAUGACCAUUCAAGAACUCAUGAGUCAUGGAGCACGAGCACCCGAGGGCACCAAAGUUCACAAUGCCUUCCUUUCAGUCACUACAGUUUAGUGGAAACAGUGACCCUUGUACUUGUUUCAUUCCAAGUGGCCAUUUUAUAAAGGUGAAGAUGCAGAUAUUUUUCAUGUUUUGUGGAACUAAUACUUUGUGACAACUCAUUUCAACUAAACUCAAGACUUCAAGAAAUGUGAAUGUGAACUCUUUUGAUAUAUUUGCCUACCGUUGACACUACCGUUACAGACCUCGCUGUGUUUUCAUACUAGAAUGUAUACGAAGCGGUUUUAAUAGGAUUUUACACACUACAUUGGUGGUUUGAAUGUAGUGUUUCUUUCCAUGCAUUUGUAUUUUAUAAAUUGCAAGUUUUCAUGCGAUAUAAAAUACGGUACUUGAAUUUCGGCUCUUGCUGCCAUUACAUGUUUUAAAUCCGAAAUGUAAAUAUCUGUACCUGUUCUUACAAAGACCUUCAUGGAUAAAGGUCUUCAUUGCAGCUUAAUGGGUUUACAAGAGUCAUUUGACAUGAUGUUACCAUUUGAAUAGUAUUGUAUACAAUACGUACAAGUUUUGUACUCUUCUGUAUGAACAUUAUUUAUUUUUUUGAGUCUAAUAAGUUAUUCCAUCUUUCUAAUGCCAAAUGACCCAGUCUGUAUCUCACUCAAGCGCUAAACAUGGAGUUUCUACCACUCAUUGUGCCUUGUACAGAGGCUCAUUUUUCUACCACGGGUUGUGAAGAGACACCCUGAGUAAUCUUGCUGUCAUGGUUUUGGUCUCUUUUUGAUGUGUAAGACAACUUUGUAGCCAAGUCUACGUGUUCUAGGUGUGCUACAU
Molecule: messenger RNA, 3362 nt
Organism: Danio aesculapii
Lineage: Eukaryota; Metazoa; Chordata; Actinopteri; Cypriniformes; Danionidae
Gene: pdzrn4
Product: PDZ domain containing ring finger 4
Exons: 8
Coding region: 222-2588 (788 amino acids)
Molecular function (GO): protein binding
Source: RefSeq, a predicted model, not a curated record